AUGAACGAAAACAUUGAUUCUGAUCAUGGGUUUCGAUUCCUUUCUUCUGUUACCCAACAUAACGUCCUGGACUUGCCUUCUUCUUCAAGCAAUACUGUGAAUUAUGAUCCAAAACCCCGCAAGAAACGUACAAAAGUAGUAAAGGUCGACGUUGGUCAAUUCCCGACUUGUUCUAGCACCACCGUUUCCAGGCCUAAAUAUGCCAAAAAACCUGACCCUGCUGCACCAAAGAUUACACGUCCUUGCACUGAAUGUGGCAAGAAGUUCUGGUCAUGGAAAGCACUUUUCGGACAUAUGCGAUGUCACCCUGAGCGACAGUGGCGUGGAAUUAACCCCCCUCCUAAUUAUUGCCGCCCUGUUAAAGCCGCAAGUAAUGUGGAGACCUUGAUGACUGAGGACGAUCAUGAAAUUGCAGCCUCCUUAUUGAUGCUGGCAAAUGGUUCCACCGCUAGUGAGAGCGAAUGUGGUACAAGUUAUCGACCCGAGGUUCAAGAAACCGAAGCUUUUUCACAACAUUUGGGUGCAAAUAUCCGUUUCGAAUGCUCGAGUUGCAAGAAAGGUCUCGCGUCACACCAAGCAUUAGGGGGUCAGUGGGCUAGCCACAAGAAUGUCAAGGGUUGUUUCGCGAUAACAAGAAGCGAGGGCUACGAUGUCAAGGAUCAUAGCUUUGAUGAGGAUAAGAUGAUGAUGGUGUUGGGUCACAAAUGCAGCAUUUGUUGGAAGUUGUUGUCUAGUGGUCAAGCCUUAGGUGGGCAUAAAAGGUAUCGUUGGGAGAAAGGGGAUGAUGAGGCAUCAUCACUCAACCUUUUGACAGCAAAGGAAGAUUGUGGAUUGGAUCUGAAUUUACCACCAGCUGCUCUUCAAAAUGAUUCAUAUCCCUCAGGCUUAGCUUUGGAUUUGAGGUUAAGUCUCUGAAGAACUAAAGUUGUAUGUGACUUGUAACCUAGGAUUAGAAUUAUUCUGUAUACUCAUAUAUUUGACACCGAUUUCCUUUUUAUUUAAACACUAAACCCAACUUAGUACUAUGUUUAAAUAA
This is a messenger RNA of Gossypium arboreum, 1036 nucleotides long. RefSeq names its product zinc finger protein ZAT3-like. The record is from RefSeq and is a predicted model, not a curated record. The transcript has a single exon. Lineage: Eukaryota; Viridiplantae; Streptophyta; Magnoliopsida; Malvales; Malvaceae. The coding region runs from base 1 to 915 and encodes 304 amino acids.